Messenger RNA from Alternaria hordeiaustralica, 1587 nucleotides. RefSeq lists its product as uncharacterized. NCBI's taxonomy places the organism in Eukaryota, Fungi, Ascomycota, Dothideomycetes, Pleosporales, Pleosporaceae. The transcript is spliced from 2 exons. The record is from RefSeq and is a predicted model, not a curated record. Bases 1 to 1587 code for a protein of 528 amino acids.
AUGAGUAAUACUCCGUCGUGUUCAAGCACGGCUACGCCCUCGUCGCAUGCCAGAUCCGAUCAACAGCAAUCCCCCUUCUUCCGUUUACCUCGCGAGUUGCGCGACGACAUCUACGAGGCUUACGCGCACCACAGCGAAGGCGUAUUUUACAGUUACCCUUCUGGCAAGCUGCGCUGCAAGCAGGCAGCUGAGGAGAUACAGGACGCUGCAUUGCGAGCUAAUACCGUAACCUUCUUCCCCGCGCGUUCCGCACAGGACGGCACCAACGUAAACGACCUCGAUUCCAAGGCCGGACGGUUCGAGCGACUAGUACAAUGCGCGAGGCGCACGAAAAUGCACAUGCUGCAUUUCGUGGCCGAGGGCGGAUGCGUCACCCCGGAAAUGGUUGAUCAGGUGGCCACCCGUUUUCCCGGUAUUGCCCGCUGCUAUCGAAAAGCAUACAAUGCCAUAAAGUCAGGAGACGAGCUAUACAAGGGCACUGGAGUCCACUCAUUCGACUAUCAAUGGCGGUGGCAAACGUCAGCAACCUUCUGCGACGCCUUGCAUUACACGUUAGAGCUCGCAUCCUCGCAUCCCAGAUUUGAUGACUUGAUAGCCGAGUCCAUGGUGAGCCCGCUCAGCCGUCGCGGCAUGAUGCCUCCGUUUGUGCCUGGAUGCCAGAACGCCCUUCUCGCGUGGAAGCCGGACCUGGCGCUGAUACCAACCGAGACUGAUCUUGCUCUGGAAUCCUUUUUGGCCGACCCCGUCUCCCCAGAUGCUGACAGUAGGGUGCAUUGGACUGAGCCUGUAGUACCUUUAGCUUGGUACUUCUCAGCCACGGCUGUUGCGGUCGAUUUUCUCAAGAGGUUGCCACAUAGUACACGAAUGUGCCUACGACUUCCUCUCAUCAUCCGAGAAAACAAACUGGCCGUAGCUUACCCCGAGUCACACGCAAGAUCCCUUGAGCCUUACCUCUGCGAGAAUAAAAACCUCCGGAUCGACUUGCACGUGGGGUGUUGGACAAACCUUACCCAUCCAUUCUGGCUACGUCUGCCUCAUUCCAAGAUCGUGAAUGAAGGUCUAAUAAUGAAGCUAGAAAUGAUACGCCCGUUUGCAGACUUCUUGGACGAGGUCCUUCCGAUCUUUGAUAGCAUCCCGCGCCCCCAGGCUCUCAGCAUCUAUAUCGAAGGCCAUCAGGACGAAAGCCUUGCCGCAUGGGAGUCGUUCAAGCAUGCAGCUAGCCUUCAGGAGGCCAUGCUCAAGUCUGACUAUAUGCAAAGACACGAAGAUGUUCAGCUCACUGAGCUGUACGAUCCACUGUAUUGGGGCGUAUCUUUGAGCAAAGCGGCACUGGAAAAUAGAUUCCAAAUGCCAUGCCACCUACCGGACUCGUUCUACGCGAUAGUUCGACAGAUCACCGAAGGUUCUGGCUCCAUCCACUUCGUUGGAGACGCUGGUGCCCCUUGGGAUGCUAAGAGCAUGAUAGAAGCCCGGAAGCACUGGACACCACAGCAAUUCCUCGACGAGUGGGACGCCGAAAUCUUCAGCGGAUUCGUGUCACGACCGCCAGGAGGCGUAGCAGCGUUCAAGGAGAUGUAUAAGCUGUAA